Durusdinium trenchii is the source of this 819-nucleotide messenger RNA. The record is from the annotation of a GenBank genome assembly. NCBI's taxonomy places the organism in Eukaryota, Dinophyceae, Suessiales, Symbiodiniaceae.
UUCACAUCGGACGGCUGUGGUCUUUUCUCGUGGUAAGCCAUUGAGUCAGAAGCCUUCAGCCAUGUCCUUGAGCGGAACUGUGACCUCCUACAACCCCCACAAGGGCUGGGGAUUUAUUGAGUGCAAUGGCAAGGACGUCUUCUUGAACAGGCGCCAGUGCGGGGGCUACUGCUUGUCCAAGGGCAUGAAAGUCUCCUUCAACGUGACCCAGGGGGAGAAGGGGCAGCAAGCCACAGAGGUCAAGGUUCUGGUGCCCCCCGAGGAGGCCAUGUACCACGGUGAGAUCAAGUCCUUCAACCCCACCAAGGGCUACGGCUUCAUCGGCUGCGAGGCGUUCCCCGGUCAAGACGUCUUUGUGCUCAAGUCCGAGUUGCCCGGGGGCUUCGCACCACAAGGAGGUCACUGCAAGUUCAAGGUGAAGACCGACAGCGAGAAAGGCCCCGCGGCCACAGAUGUGCAGCUGUUGGGUUUGGCCGGCAAUCAGUAUCAACAGAUGAAGCAGAUGGCCUUCUACGCCGGCUUCAAGGGUUUUGGUGGCUUCAAGGGUAAGGGCUUCGGCAAGGGCAAGGGACCUCGCGUCGAUCCUUCUUUGAAGGUGUGGAUCGGCGGCCUUGCGCCUGGAACUGAGGAUCAUGGGAGCACAUGAACCAGGCUGGUAAGACCAAGUGGGUGGACGUGUUCGAGGGCAAGGGCGCUGGCACGGGGACGGCUGCCUACAACACCCCCGAGGAGGUCGCUGCAGCGAUUGCCACGCUGAACGGGACGACCUUCGGCAGCUCACAGAUCACCGUCGAUGCCUGGGUCAAGACGCCAAAGGAG